UUGGUUAAAGGCUAUAUAAAGUAUAUGCAACAAUCGUAGAGCUCAGCUAAGAAACUCAUCAAUGAUUUGGAUAGCAACAGAAAAAUGAAACUCCAAUGCUUCAUUUAAGCUAAUAAUCUCAAACAUAUCUCUAUAGUAAUUGCAUUUGAUAAAAAUUCAUCGUGUCAUUAAUUACAUAAAGAUUUUUUAGCAAGAGAUUCAAGGUAUUUAAGUACUCAGCCAAAAUCUUGCGACCUAAACAAGAAGUUCUUGAUGACUGCAUCAGCCAGAGUUAAACCCAACAGAGGUUUAUGACUGAAAGUCACCCAGCUCAAUCCUGAUUGGAAUCACGACUUCAGAGGGGAAACUAGCACUCGUUCUAGAGAUGGAAGGAUUGAUUCAAAACGAAACCAAGUUUUCUCUUCGAGUCGAUAAAGAUAGCAAAGCGACUGAAUUUCGGUUAUUUUCGACGGCACCGCCUCAUAUGCGAGCUUUCCAUCUUGCAUGGGUAUCUCUAUUUGCAUGUUUCUUUUCAACAUUUGCUAUUCCUCCUUUGAUUCCUGUGAUCCGUGACAAUCUGAACCUAACAGAUUCUGAUAUUGGGAAUGCUGGGAUUGCUUCAUUUUGUGGCUCAAUAAUCUCUCGGCUUCUUAUGGGUCCGGCUUGUGACCUUUUUGGACCUCGCCUUGCUUCCUCUGCGUUAUCAAUUCUAACUGCACCGAUUGUUUUCGCAACUUCUCUUGCUUCAUCACCUCGGGAUUUCAUCUUACUAAGAUUUCUCAUUGGAUUUUCCAUUGGCAAUUUUGUCUCAAAUCAAUAUUGGAUGAGUUCAAUGUUCUCUGGUAAUGUUGUUGGCCUCGCAAAUGGGUUUGCAGCCGGAUGGGCUAAUGUCGGAUCUGGCGCUACGCAACUCCUCAUGCCACUCAUUUACUCAUACAUUACAAGCUUGGGGGUUGCGUCUUUUACGGCUUGGCGUGUGGCGUUCAUUUUACCCGCUUCGCUUCAAUUAGUGACGGCAUGGAUGGUACUAUACUACGGUCAGGACUUGCCAAAUGGGAACUGCAACCAUUUCCGAAAAGUCGCAGAGGAAGACGAUGCCUCACCCAAGGAUAGUUUCUUAAGAAUUCUUUGCCUGGGUCUGAAAAAUUAUAGAGGCUGGAUACUGGCAUUGACAUAUGGUUUUUGCUUUGGAGUGGAAUUAACGGUUGAUAAUAUUAUCGCGCAAUAUUUUUAUGACAGAUUCAAUCUUAAGAUUCAGACAGCCGGUGCAAUUGCGGCAAGUUUUGGGUUGGCGAAUUUUUUGGCGAGACCAAUUGGAGGAGUAAUAUCUGAUGAAAUGGGCAGGAGGUAUGGCAUUAGGGGAAGAUUAUGGAGUUUGUGGGUAGUCCAAACAAUGGCUGGGGUAUUAUGUGUUAUACUAGGACGAGUUAACUCGCUCUCUGCUUCAUUUAUGGUGAUGUGUGGCUUCUCUUUGUUUGUUCAAGCUGCUUCUGGUCUGACAUUCGGUGUGGUUCCUUUCGUCUCUAAAAGGUCACUAGGAGUAAUUGCAGGAAUGACAGGAAGUGGAGGGACGAUAGGUGCAGUUGUGACUCAAUUAUUACUCUUUUCAGGUUUCACUCCUUUCUCAAAGGAAACAGGAAUUUCUGUCAUGGGACUUAUGAUCAUAAUUUGCACUCUUCCCGUUACUUUGUUAUACUUUCCGCAAUCGGGUGGAAUGUUUUGUGGUCCGUCAAUGGUCAAUAGCCAAGAAGAUUACUGCUCACUUGCACGAGGAGAUGCUGAAGAGGAGCAAUGAUUUUGCCUCCGUUUGUCAGAUAAUUGAUCAACAGUAGCAGAAUUCCUCGGACAAAUGAUGUUGUACAAUCAAUUGCCCUUCACAUAUAAAAAAUCCAAUUUGAAUAAAUUUUCACUGUUUUUUCUUCUGUGGAGAGUAUUUUAACCUCUUAUAUAAUUGAUUCCAAACAACCAUAAGCUGUGUCGGAGUUUGAGAACACGCAAAAGACACCGAUGAUAGUAGUUGUUGGUGUAGUUGAAAAAGUCAAACUUUUCAAAGUUGACCUCAUAAACACCGCGUGUUGACCUCCUUGUUCAAGAGAAUUUCUCUGUCCAGGUAAUUCGGUAAUAAAACAGAAAACCCUGUUGAUUGGAUUGGAAAAAACCUUGUGCGAAACAGCUGCAGAAGCCAAGACAAAGACGAAAACUCAAGAGAUGGUAUUCAACAGUGAUAUCGUGUUAAGAGUAGCAAAUCUGUCAGCCAAUUUGUGUCAAUAUAUAGCUUGCAAUCCAGACAGGUUAAGCAGUGAACAAGUAUUAGAUCUUAUCUGUUGUAUACCAUUACAACAGUUAGGUCGUCUUGCUCUUUGUGUAUGGAAUUUCUUUUGUUUCCCACCUCCUGAUUCUUAUCAUCCCAAUUAUUAUACUUAUUAUUCAUCAUCAGACUCCAAUUCUGAUUCUGAUUCUUAUUACGACGACGAUUCUCAUUCAGAUUAAAUCCAUUGUAUAGUAUUUCUUUCUUCUUCUUUUUUUCAUUUUUUUUUCUUUUUCAUUAUGCUGUAACCGUCUCUUCUUCGUGGUUAUGUUAGUGUAUAUUUGUCAAUUAACCUCAUUAAUGUACUUUUUAGGGAAUUGAGGUUCUCUAUUUCAUAGUUAUUGUUCUCAACUUCUGAGAUUUUAA
Messenger RNA from Papaver somniferum (opium poppy), 2653 nucleotides. Its product is annotated as high affinity nitrate transporter 2.5-like. Gene Ontology annotation, molecular function: nitrate transmembrane transporter activity. Bases 365 to 1774 code for a protein of 469 amino acids. Gene Ontology annotation, cellular component: membrane. NCBI's taxonomy places the organism in Eukaryota, Viridiplantae, Streptophyta, Magnoliopsida, Ranunculales, Papaveraceae. The record is from RefSeq and is a predicted model, not a curated record. Gene Ontology annotation, biological process: transmembrane transport. The transcript has 2 exons.